Truncatella angustata is the source of this 366-nucleotide messenger RNA. RefSeq lists its product as uncharacterized. Bases 1 to 366 code for a protein of 121 amino acids. The record is from RefSeq and is a predicted model, not a curated record. The transcript has a single exon. Lineage: Eukaryota; Fungi; Ascomycota; Sordariomycetes; Amphisphaeriales; Sporocadaceae.
AUGGGGGAAAAGACUGGAUUAGGCGAUCGAUCACUGAAAGAUGUCUUAUCAAGGGACAGGCUGGUUUAUUGCAACAAGCGAGUGCCAUGUGCAAAUGAUGUGGCUUUACCAGUACCGUUGGAUCCAACGACGAGGAGAGAGUGUCUGGCGAAGAGAGCGACCGCGUCGGCCCAAGACUCAAGACGCAAGUUCGCCGUCAAUGCUUCCUCCACCGUCAACUUCUUUCUCUCCGUCACUCAGGUCUACGCUGCCAUCACUACCGACUCUCUAGCAGUACUUGCCUUCUCACCCCUUCUCUCCCAACCUAUUAUCGACGGAGUCGGACGUGGUCAUGUUGGGAGCAUAAACCCCCAGGUAGCAACAUGA